This is a messenger RNA of Naegleria gruberi, 642 nucleotides long. RefSeq lists its product as uncharacterized. The transcript has a single exon. The record is from RefSeq and is a predicted model, not a curated record. The coding region runs from base 1 to 642 and encodes 213 amino acids. Lineage: Eukaryota; Heterolobosea; Eutetramitea; Acrasida; Naegleriidae.
AUGGCUUAUAACAGAGCAUUACAACGAACUGCACAAACUAUCAGACAAUCUUUCGUUCAUGGCAGUCAAAGUGAAUGGAAUGCUCUACUUUCAAUGAGAUGUCAGGCUUUGUCUACUGCUCUUGCAGAAUCCACGGUCAAAAAGUAUUCCUCAACUUAUUCAGAAUUUUCUUAUUUCUGUCUACUCCAUAAUUUAGACAAAUCAGAUUUUAGAGCCCCGGAAUUAUUCGCUUGCUAUCUUGCAGUUCACAAAAAGCUCUACAGAUUGAAUAAUUUGAAACCUACGUUGGAUUUCUAUUCAAAUUUGGAAGGAUGGUCCGUAAAUUAUUCUAAUCAAUUCUCUAGAAUCAAACAAGGUUUGAAUAAGUUUUAUUCACGAGCCGAUAUUGUUAAACGUAAGAGAAGUGGAAUCUCUGCUCUCAAUGUCAAGCAAUUCAUUGAUAGGAUCUCUAUUAAAGACUCUUAUCUUCACAUGUUGUCUUGUGCCAUACUUUCCGUUGGCAUUAGAUUAUUGGCAAGACCUGGUCAACUGGCUAAUUUAUCAUGGUCUUGUGUUAAACUUGAUACUCCUUUUAUCGGUUGGGUUACUUUUGAUCUUUCUGGUCACAAAACAGACCAAUAUCUGACAGAUGAAGAUGGCUAG